AUGGCACCAUCAGCCGAUUCUAAUUUCGUUGAUCCUAUGAGUUCUGCGUUUUUCGGUCAAUGUUUGGUUCAAUCCUUCCCUCAUCAUGACAUGAUGAAGUUGGAGGGCAACAACUUUGUUCAAUGGCAGCAACAUAUCAGACUGAUAGAUAAGCUAUUGACUUCUUGGCUCCUAAGCACGAUUAGCUCAUCACUUUUAUCAUGCUUUACCUCUGCUCAGUCUGCUUGUGAUGGCUGGAACAUUACAAAUCGCCUUUUUGCUGCGUCAACCAGUGUGAAAAUCUCUCGCAUCAAACAUGAUCUUCAUUCCCUAAAAAAGGAGCCCCUUCCUUUUAGCCGUUUGGUUAAUGUACUCCUGGAAUUUGGAAGCCGCCAGGUGCGGGCUGUGCGUGAGAUUCCCAUUCAAGCUAACCAUGUUGUGGCAUCUGAUGUCACAGUAGUUGUUGAUUCUGGUUCGGGCGAAGGUCGAAUGACAGUGGGUCUACGAGGGCGUGGCUCCUGGUUGUGCAUGCAGUGCCAGAUUUACAAUCGAUUUGGCCACAUAGUGCAACGAUGCUUCUAUCGUUUUAAUCGGUCUUAUGAUGGUCCAAAUACCUCCACCAUGGUGAGGUUUUCACCGUCUGUGUAUAAUCGACAAGAAAAGGUUAGAGCGUCGCAAGCUAGGUUUUUUUGUGAUGAGAAUGAAGUUGGUUUUGUAGGGGAUUCAAAUGGGCAGUGGUCUAUUGGCCCAUCUGGGUGUUAUGAAAGGCAUAGGCCUCAUUAUGCAGGCCAAUCUGCUGGGCAGUAUCGUAGGUCAGAUUCUCGUCAGAAUUUUGGGCCGAUUCAUGGGCAACAGCAUAGUUAGUUCUUUGGGCGGCAAACUGGGCACUGUUUUGGGCCAACUGAUGACCAGUAUUUUAGUCCUGUUAAUUGGAAACAUAAUGUGCAGCAGUUUGGGUUGCAUGCAGGUCAGCAUAUUGGGCCUCUUGAUGGGCAGAUUAAUGGGCCGAAUAAUGUACCUAUCAAUGGGCUUAAUACUAAUUUUGUUGGUGGACAGUUUAAUGGGCCUAAUGCUAAUUUUGUUGGUGUUGAGGGUUCUAUGCAAAAAAAACGCUAAUUCUGUUGGUGUCUCGUGGCAGACAAAACCUCGAGCACAUGUUUUUUAUUCUUCUCAGUGUGUUGGAUUACCUCGACUUCCUAAUUUUUAUGCUUCUGAUUUUUCGGAUGCCACACAAUACGAUUCUAAUUUUGAUAAUACCAAUUCAUCUGAUCAUAUGCCGAUACGGUCCUCAUCUUGGUAUCCAAAUUCAGGGGCAACUCAUCAUGUGUGUCAGAAUACAUAUGUUUUAAAUGCCUUCACUCCAUAUAAAGGUACUUCUUCUCUUUUAAUGGGGAAUGGAGCUCCCGCUAAUAUUUCAUCUAUUAGGAGUGUUGUUCCAUGUCGAAGAAAAAGUUAUUGUAUCUUUCUAAUGUUUUGUGCGUACCAAGUAUCCGGAAGAACCUUAUGUCUGUUUCUCAAUUUACUGUUGACAACAAUGUAUUUUUUGAAUUUUACCCCUCUUAUUGUGUUGUUAAGGACAUUCAGACACAAGAGAUUUUACUGUAGGGUCAAGUUCAUGAUGAUCUCUAUCAGUUUUCAGCUGGUUCGUCAGUUCUUUCUAAUAUUGUUCCUUCUGUUCAUAAUGCUGGGCUCCGAGAUGAUGAUGUUUUCUCUCUAUGGCAUAAAAGGCUUGGUCAUCCUUCUUUUGUGACUGUUAAGCUUGUACUUGGAAAUUGUAAAAUUGUUUCGAAUAAAAAAUGUCUUGAUAUUGUUUGUGGUGCUUGACAGAAAGUGAAAUCACAUAAGUUGCACUUUUCUCA
Molecule: messenger RNA, 1838 nt
Organism: Gossypium raimondii (Peruvian cotton)
Lineage: Eukaryota; Viridiplantae; Streptophyta; Magnoliopsida; Malvales; Malvaceae
Exons: 3
Coding region: 1-843 (280 amino acids)
Source: RefSeq, a predicted model, not a curated record